UACAGGCCUAUAUCUGUUUUCUAGGUGAUCUCAGACUGGACACGCACUGGCACUGCAGAAUGGUGCUACAACAUCGCCAUCUUUGGACACUGUUUGGUCUCAUCUCUGAUCUGGACCAUGGACCAGAAUCCAAAAAGUUAAACUGUGGAGCAACACAACUGAUGUGGAUCUGCUAAAUGAGCCUGAACUCCAGCUGCUGACAGGGCCAGACACGUACAACCCCAGAAUGGAAAAUCCAGGAUUUUCAAUACUUUUCAAUAAAAAGAGCAGAUUGACAGAUGUGAAGGAUGACGUCCUGCACAGAGAUCUGUGGAUCUGACUACACAGACCCAGCCCAAACCACGGGCCACUACCAGCAGUACGGAGUCCGCUCUUACCUACAUCAGUUUUAUGAGGAAUGCACAGCUUCAAUUUGGGAACGUGAUGAAGAUUUUCAGAUUCAGAGAUCACCGAGCAGGUGGAGCUCUUUACUCUGGAAGGUCUGUCUCGCGUUCGGAGCGUUAGUCUUGUUUGCAGGCUUCAUAGUGGUCCUGGUGGGUUAUGCUACUCCAGCCAGGAUCGAGGCUUUUGGUGAAGAUGAUCUGCUUUUUGUUGACAGCCAAGCAGUUGGCUUCAAUCGAGCACUGGAUGUGUGCAAAUUGACUGGAGCGAUUCUGUUCUGUGUGGGAGGCACGUCUAUGGCAGUGGGUCUUCUGUUGUCUGCUUUUGCUAAAGGCUACUCCAAAGAAGAGCUCUAUCUGCAGCAGAAGUUUAAGGAGAGGUUGGCAGAUCUGCAAGCAACAGUUGGGCCCCCCAUCAUGAGAGCACCCACCCCAGGAGAAGGCAAAGUACCAGUCACACUGUCCAAAGUCCAGAACAUCCAGCCCUCCAAUGCUAAAGCAGAGACCUGACACAGACCUCCUGAAGAGGACCAGUGAAGUGUGUGAGGGGAUGUUUGUGACUGAGUACAUUUCCUUUGAAAAGGUCAGCUUACAUGAGUAGUAGUUCUGGGUUCACAAAAAAUAGGUUCUUUAAAUCAUGCUUAUGUUUUUAUCUUAACCAAACAAUAUGCCAAGAAUACAAAGCACAAUACAGCCUCUGAACUUUUUAAAAGACUUUUAGUGACUAUUGUUAGUGCUAGAUUGUAAAGCAUAGAAAACAGGUAGACACAUACGUUGCACCCUUUGACUCAUACAAAAAUGCAAUGAAAUUAAUUUAUUAUAGACUUUUGCUAAGCUGUAAUGUGAGCUCUCUUUUUUGUAAUGGUUGUUCAGCCAAACAGCUUAGUUUAUUUUAGUUUUGUCUUUAUUUUAUGAGACAAUGUACAAAGACUUUAAGCCCAUAACGGAGAAGCUCUGCACCAGAUUCUAGCAAAAUAGAUAGCUUCCAUUUGUAGUUGCUGGUUCCUGGCUUCAUGAAUGUGCGCGUACAACUUGAAAUUAAGGGUUUAGCUAGUCUCUAUGCGAUUCUUGUUAUUGGCCAAUUGACCUUGUCUCUACCAAUAACUCUUCAGACAGGAUUAAUUGACUUGAACUUUGAUGAAAGCAAAACAGACAGGUGUAGAAUACAAAGGCCAGUUGCACAAACAAAUUAAGUUUGUUCACUCAAUGGAUAUAAUCGUGUGCUAAUAGUUAUAAAUCUGUAGUGAGCAUGUGGAAAGUGAAUGCCCAAGUCUUAUCACCUCCACGAAUGUGCUACAAAACAAGCAGCUCUGCAAACAACAGCAGGUGUGCUGUAUUCAUUUUACGAAGCCUUCCUGCAUUCAUGUAAGACUUGAAGCUAUAUCAUCUGUGAUGCUAAACAAAAACACAUACAGACUUACCAAAUACAUUUUGUAAAGGUUUCACGUGUGUGGUGGAAGUCAAUUUAUUUCAUUCUCUCUAUAUAGGCAUUAUUUCUUCAUUCUUUGUAUUUAUUAUAUAGCUAAAGUACAUGUGUGUGGUUAUCACAGUGCCAUAUAAAGAUACACUGCUCACAAGAAAAAUGCUGAGGCAAUCUAAUUUUCUGGUAUGAUUAUGUAAGUUGACCUUUUAGGGUAGUACCCUACUAAUCCAAAAUCCAGACCACAUGGAAGCCAGUCUUGUGUUUUUAACUAAUAUGAAACACUGUGUAAUUUGGUUGUACCUUGGAAACAGUUAAAUUACAGCUGCAGAGGAAACAACAACAACAGUUUGUUCAUCCAUAAUGGUCGGAUUAGUAGUUUAGUGUACAUGUAGUUUCUUGCUGUCAGAUGUGAGCUUUUUUAAAUUCCGUAUUGGACCAAAGCUGAAUCCAAUUUUUGUUUCUCUUGAAUAACUAAAAAUCACUCAAUAUAACUGAAGUUGUAUCCUGCACACAAUGAAAGAAAGAAAGAUAUAUGAAGAAUAAUAUAUUCAUCAAAUGCAUAAUAUGAAAACAGUGUCUAUUUUUAAAUGAACAUAAAAAAAUAAAUGACUAACAUCGCAACUUGUGU
Messenger RNA from Periophthalmus magnuspinnatus, 2431 nucleotides. It is a transcript of the gene nrsn1, whose product is annotated as neurensin 1. Gene Ontology annotation, biological process: nervous system development. The record is from RefSeq and is a predicted model, not a curated record. Bases 288 to 890 code for a protein of 200 amino acids. Gene Ontology annotation, cellular component: neuron projection; neuronal cell body; transport vesicle. Lineage: Eukaryota; Metazoa; Chordata; Actinopteri; Gobiiformes; Gobiidae. The transcript is spliced from 8 exons.